Molecule: messenger RNA, 2418 nt
Organism: Neospora caninum
Lineage: Eukaryota; Apicomplexa; Conoidasida; Eucoccidiorida; Sarcocystidae
Exons: 1
Coding region: 1-2418 (805 amino acids)
Source: RefSeq, a predicted model, not a curated record
AUGGCGGGUGAAAGGUUCCCACUGCUGGUUUGUUUGUUGACUCUAAGUUUUGCAGGUCCACUCGGUAGGGCGGCCGCGUUUGACCUUGAUGAGGAACAAGUCAACUUUUGUCAGUUUUGCGAACUUCUUUCUGCGCGUCCUCCUGUUUCUUCUGUCUCAAAUGCCCGCAUUGAUGAUUUGGAUGGGGGGUUGCUCGCUGCUUCCGUUCUCCACUCUGAUCCAGUUGCUUUGCCACCGGUAGCCAAGCCUCCUGAUGCUGCCUCUCCUGAAACCGUUUCAUCGUCUGAUAUUCCUGAUUCCGUAGAUAUGGUGUUUUCUAAGACCGCCAAGCCGGGUUUCCCUUCCUGUACAAGGCGUCACUGUCACAAGAUAGGCUUACCAAAUCACUCUGUGAAACACUAUUGGACAAGGCGGAAAGGCUCAGCUGCGCUUUCUCACACCGAAAGUGCGGUAUCUUCGCAGUCAUUAGAAGAAGCGCAACGCGAGGUUCCGCCGCCCUUUCACUGGCUUUUCCCGCCCUAUCCGACAUCAAAACUUGCGAAUUCAGCUUCGGUUCCUUUUAAGCCUUCUAGCAGCCUCUCCCCUGAAUCCGUUUCUGGGUCAUCGUUUGGUUCGUCUCCGUUUCUUUCUACUGACUUCUCCUCGUUGUCUUCUGUUGCUCCACUACUCAGUCCAUCGGGCUAUCACGCCCAGCUAGGUGCUCCGUCAAUAAUUCUUCCUUCUUCGUGGGACUUGCCAAAUCCCUUUAGCUCAUCUUUCCCCUCUCCAGGCGCAACGGAACCAUCCGAGGUGCCCGCGGGCAACACAACGGAACUGCGGCUGUUUGCUGGCACACAGUUGGGUGACCUCGAUGUUCUCUUUAACAUUGAACCGCGAGAGAUUAGCUUGCUUCUUCAAUCAAAAGAGGAUACGACAGCCUCGGAAUCUGUCUCACAGUCGCUGCGUCCCGUGAGCUCGAGCAAUCCGCUCUCAGAUGUCUCGCUUUCCCGAGUGCCCUUGCACACGCAAACGGGUCCAGCUGCGGCGCCCGUGCUGCCGCAUCAAGAAAUCAGCGCCGUUCCCAAAAGCAUGGAAAACGCGAGGACGGUUCCCCCCACGAAACCAAGUCUGGUAACCGGACACCAUUCUUCUCUGUUCCACGCGGAUUUCCAGCGCACAAAUCGUGCCAAAGACCGAGAAAAACGGCUCGCCUCACACGUGGAAGCGGUCGCCACGUCAGACGCGAGCGCAUCUGGCCCUUCUACCACACAGAACCUGUCUCCCAGGUUGUCUUCUAAAGAACUGUGUGUUGCUUGUGAGCAAGAGCACCACGUCCCAGCAGCUGACUCUACGGCCUUUUCAGCCGAAAGUCGGCCGCCAGAAAACUCAGAUGACCCGUCAAACGCUCCUUUGCUCUCGGACGGCAACGUGCCAAGUCCGGGUCAACCAGACACGGGAUAUGUUCAUCUCCCCAAGACCUCAAAUCAGAGUGAGCAUCCCCUGACAUUCUCCAAUCUCUCGGACCGGCUCAGUCAGUGGAUCGCCGCGGAAUCUGGCUUUGUCGCAUUUCACCGACUUGCAGAUCCACCAGAGGCCAGGCAAGUGGCGGCGGGCGCGACCAACGAGCAGCAAACAGGGAAAAGAACGCGAGCGGAUAUUUUUAGCAGUCUGGUCUCCGAAGAGGAUAUUCUUAGGGCCGCGGUUGGAAUCUACUAUACCCUCUAUCUUCAGCAUCACCUUGGAAACGGUGAGACAAAUUCGAUACACCAAGGGGAAUCUUUAUCGCUCCAUUCCCCCCAGAAUUUGCGAGAGAGAGAUCAGGAUUACAAGACUGUCGACGAGGGGCGAACGUUUUCGUCGAGCCAAAUCUCUACCGCAAACAGGAAUCAUGGCGAAACCUCUGAAAACCCUUCGCACUCUGUUUCGGACGCUUCUGCGCCUUAUCUUAGGCUAGCAGCACAUGCUUUAGGCGUCCCAUAUAGCGACGUCGCUGUGUCUAGUCAUCCCAGCAGUCAGAAAACGCCCAGGGUAUCCAGUCAUGAAUCCCGCGACAAUGAACCCCUAUCUCAGUGGUCAGUCAGGUCAGACGCUUGGACAGCGACGCAGAAGACAGACAGAAACACAGAAGCCGGCAAAUGGCGACGACCGCUGAGCUCUCAGCACAUGCAAGCCUUCCCAGAUACGUGGCUGCUCUCGUUUUUGUUUCUGAGGUGGUUGGACAUGUGGAGGCGACAAGUGAUGCUUCAAGAGGCGCCGAGUUCAGACGCGGCUAUCUCUGACAAGGAAAUACCGGCAGCUAAUAAGCGCGGACGCACAGUUGCACAUGUGGCUGAACACACAGUUGAAGGCCAAGAAGGUGAAACGAGGACAGAGAACGACGAUCAAGGGGUGAAGCAAGGGUUUCUGGGAAAGCGUCCGGCAACGGAAGGGACAAAGUGA